UUGAGUUAUUUCCCUUCAUAAUUCCAUUCAAAACCAAAAGAGGAAGUUAAAAUUGAAAAAAUUCCAACUACCUGGUGAAAUGGAAAGACAUUUUUUUAUGAAAUAUUAAAUAAAUCCAACAUUAAAAAAUGUUUCAAGAACCUGACUACAGAGAAAACCUAUCUUUGAUUUUAUCAGAGGUUUUACAUGACAUUGGGGUCAAUGAAAGAAUUGUGAUGAGAAGGAGAAAAACAAAAUUGCUGAAUGAGGCUCUGAGUAAUAUCAGGUGCAGGCUAACUGAUCAAAAUAUAACUGAAUAUUGAUCUGGGGAGUCAGAGUGAAGGAACAACUACUCAAGGACUUGAUUCAGACCUUGAUAUACUGUACUGUUCCCAUGAUUUCAAUAUAAUACAAGACUGGUCAGAAUGGGAAUAUGGCAAGUUUAACUACAUAAUGGUACAGGAUGAGAACACUACUCCCGGGUAUUGUUUCUUACAACGACUCAGACAUGAUGAACCUCUUCCUGCAACUGUCAUUCCUGGUGAACACCAUAUUUCUGAUAGAAGAGGAAAUAUAUUAUUUAAAAACACAAUGGUAUUAAAUGCUUUCCUUCAGGGCCCUUACCAGCAGCAUGGACCAUCUUUAGUAGAACAAAGACAACAUGGAUUCUGUGAAAGAGACAAUGUGCUUGCAUUACCCUGUAAAUCAUGGCCUCAAUUAGCAUCAGGUUGGUUAGAGAGACAGGGUAUCGGCAGAUGGCCAACACAAGAGAUGAGAAGAUAUGCAGCCAGUACUGGGUGUGUUGUUGUACCAACUGGGAGUAAGGUCAGUGAAUAUCGUGAACUGGAAUGGAGAAUAUCUACAACAAUGGCAGAAAGAUGUCUUAUGAUUAAUUUAAAUAUAACACAAAUAAGGUGCUAUGUGUUAUUGAAAAUGAUCCUUAAAUCCUUCCUUAAUCCUCAAGAUGAAAUCAAUAUAUCAAGUUUCAUGUGUAAAACAGUUCUAUUACAUUGUAUAGAAAACACUGACCAAAGUACAUGGAAAGAUAACAAUUUAUUUACAUGUUUAACAUACUGCUUAUUGGAAUUACACAGUUGUGUACAGAAUGACUGUUGUUCACAUUUCAUUAUAGCAGAAAAUAAUUUGAUGGCAUGGCAAUUUACAGCUGACACAAAGCAUGAACUUUCCAAAAAUAUAUGUGAACUGAUACAGAAUGAUAGACACCAGUUACUUAGUAUUGAUAUUGAUAAUCUUGGUCAUAGACUCCAAGUUAAACUGAACAGGGUACCACAUGGAGUUCACAAUUUUCCUUCUUCUCUUGCAUUAUAUGAACUUUUUUUGACCUGUGAAUAUAUAUAUAUUGCAAACAAGAUAACUGGAGAGCAUAAGCUUGUUUUAAAACAUUUAUGUAAUAAAAACAUUAGAACAAUAAAACAAUCUGUAGGUAAACUAAUGAUCUUAAGUGAUAAUGGUAAUAGAUUAGAAAAUGCUGCAUUGAAGCUUCUGGCACCUUUUCUUUUUACCACCUACGGAUCUAUCCUAGCAUCAUCAAGCAUUGGUGAAAAUAAUCAAGUGUCACCUCAAGCAUUGGCUUGGUUAUCUGCUGGUUUAAACUCGGAUAUUACAUCUAGCAGAAUUAAAUUGGCUUCAGUGUUCUACUGUACAGAAGAAAUGGAGAAAGCUGAUCUAAUUCUGAGACACACAGAACAACAAUAUAACUCUUAUCCUGUCAUACCGAUCUGCAGAUGCUCGGAAAAGCUUCCAGGAGCAGUAACAGCAGAAUUCAUGAGGGUAUGUAAUGAACAAAGUGAGGACUGUAUUAAAAAUAUUACAGCAUUUUGCGUCAGAUUCAUACAGGAAGAGAUCAACUGUGUUCCUCAUGAACUACAAUAUGAAAUGUUCAGAUCUACGCAAGAUGAUAUGAUACACAGGGAUGAAAGAACAGACUGUUGGAUGGACUGGGCUGUAGUUGAUUCUAUACCUUUCCUAUACUUCCUACAAUACAAGAUCUACAGUUAUCUACAAAAGCAUCAAGAUCAACAACAAGCUCUAAAUAAUCUUACAAUAACCAUAGUAACUGAUACAAACCUUCAACAUAGAGAAACAGCUCUCAACAUUUUAGGACAAUGUAUGGAACAAGAAAACAGACCUCAACAAGCAUUAAAAUGCUACAUGCUUUCUCUUCAACUAAGACCAAGAAACAAUGCAGCAAACUUCCAUAUAUGUAAGCUUCUUUCCAACAUAUUGGCUGGACUAUGAAAUGGAGUCAAAACAGACAGUAUGAAGUAUCAUUAUCAAUGAUCAUAUACUGAUUGUCUCUAUCAGACUUAUUCAUAUGUUAAAAUACAGACUUGUCAUCAUUCUUUUUAUCACAUAUUAUUUUGAAAUAACAUUAAUCAUGUUAAAUUGAAACUUUAAUGACUUUGAAAAUCUGAUUUUACAUUUGAGAGAUAAGAGCCUCUAAGAGGACUAAUGCUCAUGAAAAUGGUUUUCAAAUUUUUGUUAAUAACAUGAGUUUUUUCCAAGCUUUUUUUACACAGUAGGUUAAACUGUUUUAGCUGUCACCUAUAUAUGAACAUUGUAUAUAUUUACUUUUUUAUUGCUGGCAAUAAUUAUUUAUUAAAAGUCUUGUUAUAUAUAUAAAAAAAUACACCCUGUAUACAUAGUUUUGUUUUUAUUUAUUAAUGUACCCUCUAUAUAACAUGACCCUGUUUAAUGCAGUCAGCAGCUGCCAUUGUCUUGAGUCAAUAAGAAUAAUGUAGAUGUCACCUGCAGAAUGUACAUGAAAAUACAAGAGGGCCAUAAUGAUCCUAUAUCGCUCACUGGUAUCCAUCUCUAGACAAGGUCACAAUUCUUAAAUGCUACUAAAGUAGGUUAUUAAACUGGGAUAAAUUUGGAUCACAGGAAUAUGAUUUCUUCAACUUUUAAAGAGGUAACACUAGCCAAUGAUUCAUGUUAAAUAUUUAAUCUCUAAAGCAUAUGGUUUUAGACAACCAUUGCCAUAUAAGUCUAUGUUAGCAUAUUAUCCAGGCUCUCAGCAGUUUAGAUUCUAAGUACAAAAUUUUAAAGCUCAGGUUUCCUAAAAAUGUCAAUGUAACUAAGCUGAACCCUGAGCAGGGCUAUUUUGGACAAUACAAAGGGGCAAACUAAGUCAGACCUAUGUUAUUUGUAAGAUGUACUUCUUUUAAUUAAGCUACAAAACUAGAUGAGCCCUCACAUUUUCUUGUGGUAAAUUUAAGCCAAUUUAUUUCAACUCUCUGUUUCAAGUUAUCUGUCAGUAUUAUUGUCACAGGCUGAGAAAAAUGUACAGCCUUGCCGGGAUUGAACCUGGGACCCAUGGAAUACCUUUCUGCGGUUCUACCGACAGAGCUUUCCGGCCCUUACAGUUAAUGUUCAAGUUUAC
Molecule: messenger RNA, 3382 nt
Organism: Ruditapes philippinarum (Manila clam)
Lineage: Eukaryota; Metazoa; Mollusca; Bivalvia; Venerida; Veneridae
Product: josephin-2-like
Exons: 2
Coding region: 433-2238 (601 amino acids)
Biological process (GO): protein deubiquitination
Molecular function (GO): protein binding; cysteine-type deubiquitinase activity
Source: RefSeq, a predicted model, not a curated record